AUGGGUAGAAAAAAAAAAACUUUUCAUAAACCUUCAAUUCAAAUCGAAACUGGUAAUGAUAGAUAUGAUAACCAGGCUGGUAGAAUAAAGGCCAUAAAUACAUGGGAUGAUAUUGAACAUGAUUCCGAAGAUGAUUAUCAUGAAAGGAGAGGAAAAAUUUUAAUAGAUGACAGUCAAAAACAAGAAGAAUCCGAAUCAUCCGAAGAAGAAGUAUUUGCUUUACAAACUAGUGAUACAUCAUCUGAAGAAGACGAUGAAAACCAAGAAGACGAUUUAAUGUCUUCAGACGAUAUUGAUGAUGUCGAUGAUUUUGAUUCACAGACUUGGGGUACUCGUAAAAUGAAUUAUUAUGAUGCGGAUGAUUUAUCUGAUUUUGAUGAAGCAAAAGAAGAGGAGGAAGAAGCUUUAAGAUUGCAAAAGAAAAGGAUAAGUAAAAUGUCCGAAGAAGAUUUCUUUGAUGAAGACAUUGGAUCUGCUUCAAAAAAAGAUACGGAUAAAGAGAAUGAAAAAAAACUCAUGGAAAGACUUAACCAAGAGGUUAAAAAAAUAUCGCUUGAAUCCAAAGGUGAAAUCCAACCGGAAAUUAUGAAUAAAGAUCAUUAUUCAAACCUUUCCAGAACCGAAAUUAUAGAAAUAUUACAGGAUGAAUCACCUGAGCUUCUUGAGUUAUUAAACGAAUUUAAAGAAAAACUUUCGAUACUCAAGAAUACGUUAACACCUAUAUUAGAAAAGGCCAAGAAAAGGAACAUUAAAGAUGAUCCAGCCAUGAAAUUUUUAUCUAUAAAAUAUCAUACAUUGUUUAAUUAUCUUACCAAUAUCUCCUUUUACCUUUUCUUGAGAUCGUCUGAAACGCGUCAUUUACGAACGCAUCCUGUAAUUGACGCGCUUGUAGACAUCAGAACAACUUGGGACAAAUUAGAGAUCUUAGAAAGUAAAAUGGAAGAUGUAAUUAACGAGUUUAUCGAUAAGUUAGAAACAGAUGAACAAAUCGAUCAAAAUGAUAUGGCGGUCUCAGAAUCCAGCCCUCAGAAAAAAUCAGAUAAAGAAAAGUCAAUAAAGAAAAAAACUAAGGAAUCAAAUAAGAUAAAAUCUCAACAAUUAGAUGAAGUUAUGAGCGAAGAAAGUGAUAAUGAGAACAUAGAUGAUCAACCAAACAUUGCGGUUACAUUGAUUGAACCAGAAUUUGUGAGCCUCAAGGGCAAGAAAAAAAAGCGUAAAAGAGAGGAUACGGAUUUAGGAGAUUUGGAUGCUUUAGAUGAUGUGGAUGCUAAUGAUAAGACACAAAAAAGAAAAUCACUGCGUCAUCAUAUUGCAAAGAUUGAUCAGACUUUAGCUAAGCGCGAAAAGGCGAUUCGUCUUAGUGGGGAUACUGAUAUACCUUAUAAAGAUAAGGAUAAGAGUGUUAAACCAGUAAAUAAUCAGAAUGAUGGUGACGAUUUGGAUGAUUUAGAUUGGAAUGAUGAUGAUGAAAAGAUAGCAAACGAUAUUGAAAACGGAGGUGAAGAAGAUGCAUUCUAUUUAACAGUGCAGAAAGCUAAGAAAGCUAAAGAGGAACAAAAGAAAUUGGAACACGAACAGUUGGUCAAGAACAAUAAAGUUGUAUAUGAAGAAGAAAUACUUCCCGAUGGUUCUAAACGGCAGAUUAAUUAUCAGAUACUCAAGAAUAAAGGUCUUAUACCACAUCGUAAGAAAGAACAACGCAAUCCACGCGUAAAGCAUCGUAAUAGAUACGAGAAGGCAAAGAAAAGAAUCAAAAGUUUCAAAAGAGUUGUGGUUCAACAAGAAGGAUCUUACGGUGGUGAGAAGACUGGUAUUAAACCUAAAUUGUCAAGAAGCAUUAAAUUUG
Funneliformis caledonium is the source of this 1846-nucleotide messenger RNA. The record is from the annotation of a GenBank genome assembly. NCBI's taxonomy places the organism in Eukaryota, Fungi, Glomeromycota, Glomeromycetes, Glomerales, Glomeraceae.